AUGGAUGAUGAUAAUGGGCUUGAGCUUAGUUUGGGUCUCUCAUGUGGUGGAGGGAAAGCUAAGGGUAAUAUCAUCACUAACAAUGCUGGAACCUCCUCUGAGAAUCACAAUCUAGAAGGAGGAGGAGGUGAUAGAAGUGCUAAAGUGAUUGAUGACUUCAAGAACUUCCUUCAUCCAACUUCUCAAAGACCACCAGCAGAGCCGCAGAGUUCUGAACCUUUCUUCAAUGAACUCUCCAAAGCUCCUAAUACUACUGAGGCUGCUGAAGCUUCCACGAAGCCUUUGUGGGUGGAGGAUAAUGAGGCGCCCAAAGAAGCUGGAAGCAGCAAAAGAAAGUUCGGGUUCCUCCCGGAGAUGAAUGAUGAUGAUGAAAAGAAGAAAGACAAUGUUGAUUUGCUGCAAGAGAAGAAGACUAAAGCAUCCCAUGUUUCGAACGCUACUGAUGAAGGAUCAACUGCUGAUAACGAAGAUGUAGCGGAAUCUGAAUCAGGUGGUGGUGGUGGUUCUUCUUCCAACCUCGCUAAGGACAACAUAGCAGGUCAAAAGAAGAACAAUCCUGAAGAGUUUACUACAAACCGCAACAUGAGUUACAAUGUGCCUUACACUGUUCAUCAUCCUCCACAGAAUGUCCUCACUGGUUUACCUUACUCUUUACCAUCUAAAGAGUCUGGACAACAUGCUGCAGCAGCAGCUACUAGUCUAACGCAGACUACUGCUAAUACUGGGAAUCUCCCAAUUAUGUUCGGAUACUCACCGGUUCAGCUCCCUAUGCUGGAUAAGGAUGGUUCAGGCGGGGUAGUCACUCUUUCUCAGUCCCCAUUUACCGGAAGAGGUAAGCAAACCUUUCCCUUUAUAAUAGUCUUACUUGCAAAGAUAGUAACUAUCUUUUUUACCUCUCAAGAAGCUACCGCGAAAGGCGAGGGGAAACAGCCUGUUGCUGAGGAAGGCUCAUCAGAGGAUGCAUCAGAACGACCAGGAGACAACAACAACAACAACAUUAGUACAGCUUUCUCUUUUGACUUUUCUGCUAUAAAACCAGGAAUGGCAGCUGAUGUCAAGUUUGGAGGAUCUGGGGCACGUCCUAACCUGCCUUGGGUCUCAACCACAGGCACAGGCCCUCACGGUAGGACAAUCUCUGGUGUAACAUACAGGUACAACGCAAACCAGAUCAAGAUUGUAUGUGCUUGUCACGGCUCACAUAUGUCCCCUGAAGAGUUUGUAAGGCAUGCAAGUGAGGAGUAUGUUAGCCCUGAGGCAUCCGUGGGGAUGUCAGCUGCAUCGGCUCAUACCUGAAAAAGGUCGCCGGAGAAAUGUGUUGGUCUUUGUAAACUAAUGGAAGAAGGGAUUUGUAAGACAGUGCCAAAGUUUUAACGGUGCUUUUUAGCUAUGUUUGUUGUAAACUUGUAAUCUCUCUCUGCUUUGCUUGUUUUGUUACUUGUUUUCAACAUUUAUCUCUUUGCUUUUGUAUCUUGAUAUUAGUAGUUUUGUAAGCUCUUCUUCUUCUACUUUUUUGUUGGUA
Molecule: messenger RNA, 1519 nt
Organism: Eruca vesicaria subsp. sativa (arugula)
Lineage: Eukaryota; Viridiplantae; Streptophyta; Magnoliopsida; Brassicales; Brassicaceae
Source: the annotation of a GenBank genome assembly